Molecule: messenger RNA, 2287 nt
Organism: Pyricularia oryzae 70-15
Lineage: Eukaryota; Fungi; Ascomycota; Sordariomycetes; Magnaporthales; Pyriculariaceae
Product: amidohydrolase
Exons: 1
Coding region: 389-2080 (563 amino acids)
Molecular function (GO): hydrolase activity, acting on carbon-nitrogen (but not peptide) bonds
Source: RefSeq, a predicted model, not a curated record
CGCAACAAAUCCCCCGCAUUUCCAAAACCCACGCGCCCUUCUCGUGGGAAUGGACCAAAAGUGCAAAUGUUACGGGACGUCUUUGUCCCUGCGCGCGCCCUGCAUGUAGAAGCCAGACCGGCCGACCGGCUUUUCCUAAUUGAUUUGAAUUUUGAUUUGUAUCUGCUGCUUCGAUGCCAAGUCCCCUUCUCCUUUUUAUCUGAUCUUGUGAUAAUCUGAAAUGCAACCUUGGCCACAUUGCAGGUCCCUCAUUUAAUCCCCUCACCGAAAUUCAGGUCCCUUACCUUGUCUAUACGACAUACAAAAACCUCAAAUGUAAACCUACCCGUAGGCUGGGCCACCUGAAUCAAACCAACCACAAAGUAAACCAUAAAAAUAAAAAUAAAAAAUGUCCACAACCUCAACCACAAAUGCCGCAGGCGGCAGCGGCAGCGGCAGCGUGCUCCUGGUCAACGGCAAGAUCUUCCAGGCCUCUGCCGCGGCGGACGACAGCAGCCAACAGCCGCCGCAGUUCCAGCCGUGCAUGCUAGUGCAGAACGGCACCAUCACGCACGUCGGGGCCGCCAGCGACGCCCCCAUCGUGGCGGCGCAGCAGGCCGAACCGUCCCUGGCGACGCGGGACCUCGGCGGGCGCACCGUGAUCCCGGGCUGCAUCGACGGGCACCUGCACACGCUCACCAUGGGCCAGACGCAAACCAAGGUGGCGCUGGACGGGUGCAAGAGCCUCGACGACAUCCGGGCCAGGGUGGCGCGGCACGCGCGCGAGAACCCCGACGCCAAGCGCAUCAUGGCCAGCGGCUGGAUGUUCAGCAUGACCCCCGACGGCGUCCACCACGGCCUGCUCGACGACAUCGACCCCCGGCCCAUCUACGUCGACAGCAAGGACCUGCACCACGCCUGGCUCAACGCCGCCGCCAUCGCCGACCUCGGCUGCGAGGGCAUGCCGGACCCCGAGGGCGGCAGGAUCUUCCGCGACGACAAGGGCACCUGCACGGGCGAGCUGGCCGAGGCCGCCGUCUUCACCAUCGUCUGGCCGCACCUGGCCGCCGUCGCCAGCUUCGAGGAGCGCGUUGCAGCCAUCUCGGGUGCCGUCGACGCCUACCACGCCGCCGGCUACACGGGCAUGAUCGACAUGGCUAUGGACGCGAUGGCGUGGGAGGCCAUCCUCGAGGUGCGCCGCCGCCGCAUCGAGAAGCACGGCAGCUUCGGCAUGCGCGUCGCCGCCUACUGGCUCAUCAUCCCCGCCAAGACGGAAGCCGAGCACCUGGCGCAGGUCGACGUCGCCAUCGCCAUGGCGGCCAAGUACGGCAAGGAGACGACCCCAGACUGCCGCGUCGUCGGCAUCAAGGUCGUCUGCGACGGCAUCGUCGACGCCUGCACCGCCUCCCUCCGCGAACCCUACACCUCCAACGCCGCCGACCCCGCCUCCAUCUGGAGCCGGGAGCAGCUCGACCCCGUCGUCGCCAAGGCCGACGCCGCCAACCUCCAGGUCGCGCUGCACGCCAUCGGCGACCGCACCGUCGAGAUGGUGCUCGACGUCAUCGAGGCCCACUGCCGACCCUCCCUCCGCCCGCGCGUCGAGCACCUCGAGCUGACCACCGAGGCCGACGCCGCGCGCCUGGGCCGCCUGGGCGUCACGGCGAGCGUGCAGCCCGUGCACUCGGACCCGGCCAUCCUGCGCGCCUGGCCCAAGCUGAUCGGCCCGCACCGCUGCGGCCGCGCCUUCGCCUACAGCGAGUUCGCCGCCGCCGGCGCGCCCUUGGCCCUGGGGUCCGACGCCCCCACGGCCCCCAACCACCCGCUGCAGAAUCUGUACGUGGCCACCACGCGCCGCUCCGCCCGGGAGCCCGAGCUGCAGGACACGUGCAACCCCCACUUCCGCCUGGGCUUGUGCCAGGCCGUCAGCGCGGCUGGCGCCGGCGCCGCCUACAGCUGCUUCAUGGACGGGGAGACUGGGAGGUUGGACGUCGGGAUGAAGGCAGACUUUGCCGUCGUCGAUAUGGAGUGGGCUCCGGAGCAAUUGCUCGGGGCCAAGAUACUCGAGACUUGGUUCGAUGGACGCAAGGUGUUUGAGGCGUGAAUGGCGGGUGUUCCCGGUGACGUCAUGUAUUGUUCAUCAUGAACAGUGUUGAAUGGUUGUUGAUACUUGGAGUAUAUGUCUUUCAUUCAUCGUUGCGGGGUUUGGUUCUACCGUCGUAGCAGUAGUCAACCAGAUGAGACCUCCUUUGAUAUGUGAUAGCAGCGUAGCAAAGCUCUAUAUGGAAUGCCAGCUCAAUGUUUCUUGACA